Molecule: messenger RNA, 1573 nt
Organism: Dendronephthya gigantea
Lineage: Eukaryota; Metazoa; Cnidaria; Anthozoa; Malacalcyonacea; Nephtheidae
Exons: 8
Coding region: 132-1424 (430 amino acids)
Source: RefSeq, a predicted model, not a curated record
GUUUCUAUGCAGGUGUCGCAUAAUCCUCAAGAUAUCGCACGGAUUUCUAGACUUCUAAGAUUCUGUGAUCACCCUGUGGAAUUAUCAUCGCAUAAUUUUGUCUUGAGUAAUUAAUUUGUUUCUGUGUAAAGAUGGCAGCGGCUGCAGCAGUGACAGUCGCAGAAAUGGCGGCGGAGACGAUAGCAGAAACAGUUGCAGAGACUGUUGCGGAAACAACUGCGGAGGUUGUCGCAGAGUCAACAGCGGAAGCUGUUGCAGAAGGCACAGCAGAGACUGUGGCAGAAACUGCUGCGGAGGCGGCAGCGGAAUCUGCAGCAGAAGCAGGAGCGGAAACAGCUGCAGAAACAGCGGCUGAGACAGCCGCCGAAACGGCUGCAGAGGAGAGCGCGGCUAGUAGUGGGAUAUUAUGGAAAGUGGUGAAGAUUGGAGCCAUAGUGGCCGUUGGUUUAGGAGUCCCCUCGGUUAUUGAUGUGAUCAAGGCCAAUACGGGGGCCGGUAUAAAAAAAUGCCCUCUUGAUCCGGAUACCAAGAAAACGCUUCAAUUAACUCAAGAUGCUCUGGAUAAAAUGGAAGCAAUUAUUAGUGAGUGGAACAACGUAUUAAAAGGUUUGCCAAAGGAUGUUGACUUAGGAAAUAUUGAAGUAGACGUGGAAGGGAAGAAAGAAAGUGUUCAUGUGAGCGCUCUGUUUUGGCAGAUCAUGCACAACGUAGAGAAGGACCUUAAUUCAGCGUCAAAAAUUGCCAAGGACUGCGCAGAUGACUGUAAAUGGAAGGCUAACAUCGACGUUUUUACACUGCACAUCGUGAACGCUGUAACAGGAAUGGUGGCCUUGUGUGACCUUAGGGAAAAGAGCAGUGCCCUACAACAGCACAACAUUCCUGCUUCAGGUGACAAGAAAAAAAUUCAGGCAGUUUUAGACAAAGAUUUUCCUAAAUGGAAAGACUACAUCAUAGCACAAGCAAAGAAGCACCUAAACAAAGCUCUUGUCAAAGAAGCGACUACUAAGGCGACCCAGGCUGUUUUACCAAUCGUUAAACAACCUAUCAAACAGGGAGUUCUGGCACAGGCAAAAGCUGAUGUCGUCCCAAAUAUAGUCAAUGAAGCCAAAUCAAGUGGCAAGAGUGCAGCCAAAAGAGUGUUUGAUGAUCGUCGGGCUCAUAUCAUUGAAAUAGGGCUGAUCCCUUUCUAUGGGUGGGUCAAAUCACAAAUGCUUAUUGCCCAAGCCAAAAAAGAUGCCAUAAAUGAUGCCAGAAACGCUGCAAAAUCCACAGUGAACCAACAAUUUAACUCUCCUGAAGUCAAGGAGCAAAUGAACCGUAUCUCUGCUGAGGUGUCCAAAUCUGUUUUUGCUCAACAUAAAACACAAAUUGACGAGAAAAUCAAGCAAAUAGUCGAUGAUACGCUAAAUAAACAUCAAUCCUAAAUGAGAAUAAAUAAAAUACUGCUACUCAUAUGAAAAUUAUUAUGAAGUUUGUUUAAGAAUACUUCUAGAAUGUUAGAAACAACAAUCAAGCUAAUUAGUUAAUACUAUGAAUGUUUGCAUAGUGGGGUGGUAAUAAUUAAUAAAUAAAU